Sardina pilchardus (European sardine) is the source of this 941-nucleotide messenger RNA. It is a transcript of the gene uraha, whose product is annotated as urate (5-hydroxyiso-) hydrolase a. Gene Ontology annotation, biological process: purine nucleobase metabolic process. The record is from RefSeq and is a predicted model, not a curated record. The transcript has 4 exons. NCBI's taxonomy places the organism in Eukaryota, Metazoa, Chordata, Actinopteri, Clupeiformes, Clupeidae. Bases 326 to 748 code for a protein of 140 amino acids. Gene Ontology annotation, molecular function: hydroxyisourate hydrolase activity.
AUUACAAACAUUUUGAAAGCUGAAUGGUUACCACAUUUUAACUGCAAGCUAAAGCUCACCCAAGGCCGAUAUGUGUUACGAAACUGUUGAAACUUGAAUCAUUGCCUGUCAGUCUAUAGGUGAACUAACCUGAGGUCGUUUGCCCCUGGUCCAUAAGCCUGUGUGGGGCGUAUUUGUUCUACUGCAGUGGAAAAGGAUUUCUGUUAUUUGGCGUAAACCCUGCCGUGUAGCCAGUGUGUUAUAGCCUGAAUAACUGGAUUACGUCAAUCUCCAAAACAAAUUUACUCGAACAAGAUCACGGAAGUCAGUCAGCUGACUCGUUCGGAUGACUUCUCAACGUUUACAGCAUAUAAAGGAUCAUAUAUUGGCUGCGAAUAAGUGUGCGGAAAUGACCACGCCUCCGCCAAGCCCACUUUCAACGCAUGUGCUCAACACAGGCCGGGGGGUCCCUGGGGCUGGUAUGGCCCUCAGUCUGCAUCGUCUGGACCCCUGCACUGAGAACUGGAACCUUCUCAUCUCAGGGGCAACCAAUGAUGAUGGACGCUGCCCAGGCCUCAUAACAAGAGAGGGUUUUAUACCCGGAGUUUAUAAGAUGCGCUUUGAGACAGGGCAGUACUGGAAGGAGCUGGGAGAGAGUUGUUUUUACCCAUAUGUUGAGAUAGUCUUUACAAUAACGGAUCAUUCUCAGAAGUUCCAUGUGCCACUUUUGCUCAGCCGGUUCUCGUACAGCACCUACAGAGGCAGCUAGAGGCCACAAGCCAAGUCUCCUGGAUGUUGGCCUAUUGGCCCGACCACACUUUGACAUGGCCGAGUUCUAUUGGAAUCCUUUGGAUGGUUGAAAUUAAAAACCACUCGUAGUAGCUGACACUGUAGGCUUCCCAGCAUGUGUUGAGAUGAAAUUGAGUAAUAAAAAAAAGACUAUGUUGUCUUAAUGCCUGUAA